AUGACGUCGGCUUCUCGAAACUACAGGACAGGCCCUUGCUUCACCAAGGUCAGCAACCAGAUGUGCCAGGGCCAGGUGAGUGGCAUCGUGUGCACCAAGACCCUGUGCUGUGCCACGUGGGGGCGUGCCUGGGGACACCCCUGCGAGAUGUGCCCGGCCCAGCCACAGCCAUGCCGCCGAGGUCUUCAUCCCAAACAUACGCACCGGAGCCUGCCAGACUACAGGACAGGCCCUUGCUUCACCAAGGUCAGCAACCAGAUGUGCCAGGGCCAGGUGAGUGGCAUCGUGUGCACCAAGACCCUGUGCUGUGCCACGGUGGGGCGUGCCUGGGGACACCCCUGCGAGAUGUGCCCGGCCCAGCCACAGCCAUGCCGCCGAGGCUUCAUCCCCAACAUACGCACCGGAGCCUGCCAGGAUGUUGACGAGUGCCAGGCCAUCCCGGGACUCUGCCAGGGAGGUAAUUGCAUCAACACUGUGGGUUCGUACGAGUGCAAGUGUCCAGCUGGCCACAGGCAGAAAGAGGGCUCCCAGAAGUGCGAGGAUGUGGAUGAGUGUGUCACCAUUUCCGCAUUUGUGACGGAGGACAGUGUUUCAACUCGGUGGGCGGGUUACUCCUGUGUUUGUCCCGUGGCUACAUUCCCAUCUCUUGCAAAAACUCGCUGCAUUGGAAGUUAG
Messenger RNA from Salvelinus sp. IW2-2015, 675 nucleotides. Lineage: Eukaryota; Metazoa; Chordata; Actinopteri; Salmoniformes; Salmonidae. The record is from RefSeq and is a predicted model, not a curated record.